Daldinia vernicosa is the source of this 1904-nucleotide messenger RNA. RefSeq lists its product as uncharacterized. Bases 255 to 1793 code for a protein of 512 amino acids. The record is from RefSeq and is a predicted model, not a curated record. Lineage: Eukaryota; Fungi; Ascomycota; Sordariomycetes; Xylariales; Hypoxylaceae. The transcript has a single exon.
AGCUCGAGGCUUGACUUUGUGACUUGUGACUUGUUUGUCACCGCCUAUGACAAUUAGAAAUUUCUUAAAGCUGCACUUAUGACUGGAUUUCUAACUCCGAAGAGAUAAAAUCGAUCAUCUGGGCACCAACUUAAACUUACAGCCUAGGUACCUACCUAGGAUGUCAGGUUGCUGGAAAUAACCCACUGGCGCACGGUGAACGGCCCAUGCCUUAGGUAUGUUGAUAUGAUACCUAAAUCAGUAUUGUUUUAAUCAUGACUUCGACCUUUAUCGUCAGAUACUUUAACCCGAACAUCUUCUUACUGGUCGUCAUAAUAUCAAUCACCAUCGCCUUCAUUAGACAUCCGAUGUAUACGAAAUACGCGUGCACAAAUAUUAUUAACGAGGAAAUAAGCCUACACGAUCUCUUAGUUACGCCCACUCGUCCAGCACGCACUGAUAACACUCUGGACUAUGCAAGAUGCGCGGCACUACAUAACAAAUUGGUCGAAUACGCUUGGGCAGCGGAAGGGCGUGAAAUAAACGACUUGGAACGACAUUCGUUCUUCCAUCACUAUGGGGAACAAGCAAAUGAAAUCAGGAGGCGACUUGAUCCUGCUCUCGUGGCUUUCUUAGAAUCCAUCAUACUAGCUGAUGAGCUGCCACCCUUUUUCUUCUGGGUUGAAGGCAUCUCACCGCCCGAGUUUAUGUUUGCUAGUGACGAUAUUCUCCAUCACGACGCAUUGAGCGAGCCCGGACGUUUUCUCAUUUUAUACAACACAAAUCCGGGCUUAGUAGGACACGCGAUGGGUCUAAUAUACGAUCAACAACUCCAUUGUGCUACCAUGGCUCUCGGAGUUGAGGAUAUCGACUUCACCCGACCAGUUGAGAGACAUCGUCAUCUGUGGUAUUCGCUUGAGACGAUACUUAGCAACUGGUGGCACAUGGUUCAAAUAGGCAAGAUCACAGCUUCUCAAGACAGUGCACCUAAUGAGAAACAUGGCCCCUGGAUCUGGCAUUCUUAUAGCCCCAUGCAAGUAGUUAGUGCAAUUGCCUCAUUCGAACGACUCGUAAAAGCUAUCGAAACCCGUAUCUCACCUGACAAACUCUUACCCAUUUCUAACAAGCCAUUGUUCAGUCACACCGACCUAGAUAAAGCCUCUGUUCCGAAUCCAUGCUUCAUUCGCUCAUUCCUAUCAGGUGUUCGUCGACCACGAUUCGACCGAAUUGCUCCAGGUUUAGCUAUUCCUCACAACCCAACUAUAUUCGCAGCCAAUCAGAGGUAUACCGUUAUGAAUAUUAGCUCUAAGCACGGCACCAUAAUUCCGCCUGUCCUUAUCUUCGCAUCGGCGGAGAAGCGGAUUGUGAGUUUAAUAUCUGCCAAUUCCUACGUCUCGUUUAAUCCAUUCUGUCGGGCAUUUAGCAAGGACAUACCUUCAGAUGGUCAGUCGAUCCUAUCUGGACUCUAUUCAGAAUCUGUAGAACGUUUCUCCGGAGACAAUGCUGAAGAGGGCUUCAGGCUCUUGCUUCCAUUUCCCCUUCGUGCCCUUGGCGAAGAGCACGGGGCAAGGAAGAGCGAUAUGAACCUAGUAGAAGAGAAAAGUGUAGCGGAUCUGUUCCAGCACGGCUUUAAGCCGUUUGGUGGCGAGUGGUGGCGGGCACAGAGGUUAGAAAUGCUAUUCGACGCCUGGACACAUUUGGUUGAGUCUGGCGUCUGGAAAGUAGGGGACAAUGGCAUCGACGGGAAUAUAGACAUGUUUAAAGACGCGGAUAGAGGUCAGUGGGCAGAUUAUCGCAUUGACCCUAGUUGGUAAGGCCGGGUAAAGGUACCGUACACUACAACAUGAACUCCAAGAAUUCUCCUCUUAUGGACUUUUUUUUUCUUUUUUUUUUUCAAAAUACUAUUCGGUAGCGAGGUAACUACC